Drosophila takahashii is the source of this 3219-nucleotide messenger RNA. RefSeq names its product lethal (3) 05822. Gene Ontology annotation, cellular component: ESCRT-0 complex. Lineage: Eukaryota; Metazoa; Arthropoda; Insecta; Diptera; Drosophilidae. The record is from RefSeq and is a predicted model, not a curated record. Gene Ontology annotation, molecular function: protein binding. Gene Ontology annotation, biological process: protein transport to vacuole involved in ubiquitin-dependent protein catabolic process via the multivesicular body sorting pathway.
GCUCCCCCACCUCUAGCUUUAACUCUGGCAGAAUCAACAUAACGGACGUUCGCGGCGCAAUAAAAACUGAAAAUAAUUAAAUUAUUCCAUAACUUUGCUGCGACACCACUUUUAAAACCGGAGCAUAUCAAGGCAGACAGAUAUCGCUAUCAAAUAGCAUAAUUCAAAGUGAUUCGAGCAGAACGUCGUUCGUAGUCGUUCGUUAUGGAAAAGUGCCUUGGUGUGUGUGCGUGCGUAUAAUUAAACAAAAGUAUUAAGAAAACGAAGUCGCAUAUUUUGCAAUACACGCUGCGAAAUAAUCGAGCAAUAAUUGUCGCAGCUGCAGGCGCACUUCCUUCUUCUCCCGUUUCCUUUACUUUGUUGUUUUUUAAAUCGGAUUCGCGCUACUACAUUUGCAGCUGCUGUUCAGCUAUUUAGCGCGCUUGUGUGUGUGUGCAGGCCCGCUGCCGUUGUUGUUGUUUUUGGCUCACCUCUCGUUUAACCACCUUGAAUGCGAGCGAGCGAGAGGGUCAGAGAGGGUGGAGAAGAGUGCAAAGUUGAUGCCCGUGUGUGUGUGUCACAACAAAUUAGCUGCGAGUGUGUGCGUGCGGCAUUAGUCACUCUCUUUAACUUUUAACCGCUUUUGGUCCACCUUUUUUGGGCGCAUCGCCAUCGCCAAAAGACAAACAAAAAAACCUACUAAGCCAGCUUUGCGGAUCGGAUAUUGUUGAAUCGAAUCGGAUCGGAACGAAUCGGACGUCGUCAAAAGAAAGCAUGACCAUUCCAUCGAGACCGGCGCCAGCUCCGCCAGGAUCACGGGGCCAGUGCGCGGCGGCUGGAGCGAAUGCCACCCUGGAGCAGCUGCGUCUUCAGCUGCAGCAGCAGCACUUGCAGCAGCAGCAGGCGGCGGGCGGAGGACUCCAGAAGCUGACCAUUAAGCUGCCGCCACCGCCCAAGGGUCCGCUGCAGUCGCAGAACUCACAGCACAAGCGGAUCAACGCCUCAAACAAUAACACAAAUAACAACAGCCUCUUCGAUGAGCCGACAGGAGGAUCGAGCAUCACCAGGAAGUUUCCGCAGGCACGCUACACGCCGGCCACCAACUGGGACGACGAUCCAUUUGGUGGCAGCAAUGGCAACGGCAACGGGAACGAUCGCUUCAAGAAGAUGCCGCCGCCGCGACCGCCGCCGCCCAAGGUGCUGGUCAAUGGUCAGAACAUGCCCAAGUCAUCAUCAUUCGCCUCCUCCUCGACGGCAUCGGCGGCCGCCGGCGGUAGCAGACUCAUCUCGAACAUCUUUCACCGCAAAAAGUCCACGUCCACGGCAUCGGCCGCUGCUACCAAGGCCGCAGCGGAGAAUCGCGUCUACGGUCUGAGCAGCGGCAAUGCCGGGACGCCAAUAAAUAGCAGCAGCAACAGCAACUCCUCCUCGGCGGCCUUUACCAAUGUGGACUGGAAUGCCGCUUGGAACUCGGCCAGCACAACCACCACCGCUUACACCACCACCACCUCGUCGAGCAGCAACCACAGCGAGGGCCAGCUCAUCAGCUUCGAUUCGCCGCCCUCGUCGCCCACGUUUACCCAAAAGUCCAACAGCGACUGCGUCAGCGUGGACAGCUUCAGUUCGGACAGCAACUUCAGUUCGCCGAACAACGGCAGCGUUUCUCAGCCGGAGAGCGGAUUCGAGGACGAUUACCAUCGAUCGCGGCCAUCUACGCAGAGUCCUUUGGAUCCCUGGGAGGCGGUGGAUAGCAUGGGACAUGGCUCGGUAGUCGAUAGCUUUGGCUCGGCCCCAGUUCGUCAGACCUACCAGAACUUGCAGGCUCCGCGCUCCUCGGACAAUCCGCUGUGCAAUGGGAAGAGUCUGCUGCCGCCCACGCAGUCGCUUACGAUGCCCACUAUUAUCAAGCCCAAGAUAUCGCAAAAGCCAAAGGCUCCUAAGCCGCCACCAUUCAUUGGGGGCAUACCGCCGGGAUAUAUCAUACCAGAGGGAUAUGAGGGAUCAGAGACGCCACCAUCGCCGCCGAUGCCCAAGGGACCACCGCCACCGCCGCCUUCUUCUAGUGGCAUCUCAGUGUUAGAUGUGAUCAGCGGCAAGGUGGACGCUCUGGCGCUGAGCAACGGAUGCCAGGGAUACAUGGAGGAGGAGGUCAUCCCCUAUGCCAUUGCGCUCUAUGAUUUCGAUGGCGUUGAGGAGGGGGAUCUGAGUUUUAGGGAAAACGAGAAGAUCUAUCUGCUGGACCACCCUACUCCAGAGUGGAUGCGCGGACGCACGCGUUCCGGAUGCGAGGGCAUCUUUCCGGUCAACUACGUGGAUAUCAAGGUGCCAUUGGGGGCCACUGGUGGUGGUGCUGCUGCCGCUCCAGCUGCUGCUGCUGCAGCAUCCUCAACCACAGCGCUCUGUUUGUAUCACUUCCCCGGCGGAGUCGAGGGAGAUCUGACCUUGCAGGAAAACGAAAUGGUCACAGUGCUUUAUAGGAUAAACGAGGACUGGCUGUACGGUGAGGUGGCGGGUCGUCAGGGCCAGUUUCCGGCCAAUUUUCUGGACCAGGUGCCUGCCAACCUGCCCACGUUGUAACCGUACAGAGCCCGGAAUCUUUAGCGAUCUAUAUAUAUUGUAUACCCUAUACCCUAACAUUGUCGAUAAGCGAGAAGACGUCAAGCGAACUGAAUCAUAUACACACAUAUAUAAUUGUAUUUUUACUAUAUUCUUUGCGAAAAAAAAAUAUUUAGAAACGAGCAUAUAGUCUAAGACAACUAAUUUGUAAGAGAAUCGAAAAAUGUUUUAAUGGCAGCACUAGAAACAUGCCCUUCUUUUCCCCGCUUAUACACGGGAUUGAUUUAUUGAUUUUAUGUUUAACCUGCGAAUGGAAUUGUUUUGUUUACCGAAUAAUUCAAUAUUUAUGUAUUAGAAAUUAUUUUGCUGAUCCCUAAAAUAUUCCCAAUAGAGCUGGCAAAAAUAUUGUAAAUAAGUUAAAAUGUACGUGAUUUCUAUUAAUGUUUAAUUAUUUAAAUCGAGUUUAGUUAGACGCUUAGUUAGGCACAUUUAAAGAUUCCAAUUUAUAAUGCAAACCGUUUGUUUAUGUAUGUAAUUAUAUUUCUUGAAAGUGUUUAGGGGAGUUCGAUGAAGAUUAUUUAUCUGUCCCUUGAAGAGUGCUACCUUUAUCAUUUAUAAAAUAUCAGGAUAUCCUAGCAAAGAAGAAUGUAAGCUGAAAUAAAUGAAGAUGAUCACAAAAAUUCA